CAUAUCUGAACCUCAAUACAAUGGACCCAGAAAACAAUAGCGUUACACAACCCAACUUCCAUGUUUCUAAGGAAGAUCAUCCCUUCUGUUUAGUUGAACGUUUCCUGCCCCGUCAACAUCCUACAUUCACCCCAAGAAUCAGCCUGGCAGAGAACCAUUAUCAAUGUUUAAAGCACCAGCGAGAUCAAACCAACAAUAAAUUACAACAAAAGAAGACCUAUCGUGUAAUAGUUUCAUCAGAAUUGAAGCGUGUUGCCGGGAUAAACUGCAUGAGUAGCUUGAAUGAUGUUACAAAUUGGGCAAUUAGGCGUAAAAAAGGUCUCCAAUGUUUACUGAGAGAAAUUUCAGGGUCAGAAAAUCAUCGACGGUUGAAAGAUACAGAGACAUGCUCCUCAGUUAACGAGCUUGAUGGUUUUAUUCGGAAGCUGCAUAGCAAGUUGCAGCAUGGGAGCAAUAAACGAGCAGAGGAGAAGAAUCUGUUUGAAGAAAUCAAAAAUGCAGAAUUAAGAAGACAAAAUCUCAUUGCUGCUGCAAACAAAACCCCGCAGGCUUCCAGUAGGGAAGAAAGAAUUCAAAACAUAGUCCAGAACAUUGAGCAAUUGAAGACGGAGGACAUGGCUUUCAGGACUAAAGUGCAGCAACAUCGCAGACAUCUUGUGGCGAUAGAGAAAGAUAUCAGACGUUUGGAGAAGAAAUUGACGGAUCUAAACGUCAAGAAAGCUCAAGCGUUUCAUCGCAUUCUUCAACUCAAACAAUAUCAAUUUCAAUCGAGUGUUAUAUUUAGUUAAUUGUCAAAAAGGUUUGAUUCUUCAUUACACGAUUAAACAAUUACUGUAAUAAUAUUUGCUUACAAUUUUUUUGAUCAUAAAUAGUUAAUUAAAUUUGAAUUAUGUAAUGUUUAAUGCUCAGAAAAUAAGAGAUUAUACUUAUAAGUUAUAAUCAAAGUAAUCAA
This is a messenger RNA of Ipomoea triloba (trilobed morning glory), 952 nucleotides long. RefSeq lists its product as uncharacterized. Bases 21 to 788 code for a protein of 255 amino acids. The transcript has 4 exons. The record is from RefSeq and is a predicted model, not a curated record. NCBI's taxonomy places the organism in Eukaryota, Viridiplantae, Streptophyta, Magnoliopsida, Solanales, Convolvulaceae.